Dentiscutata erythropus is the source of this 475-nucleotide messenger RNA. The record is from the annotation of a GenBank genome assembly. NCBI's taxonomy places the organism in Eukaryota, Fungi, Glomeromycota, Glomeromycetes, Diversisporales, Gigasporaceae.
AUGUCGGAUACUACAACUACAAAUACAGGCUUUACCUGGAAUUAUGAAUUUAUAACUUCAGGAGCGCCAAAACAGCCAAAUGAAAGCGCUUUCAAAUAUAAUGUCCGUAAAUUGUUUACGGUAAAAUCUUUGGAAAGCGUAGAGGAAGAUCAACGUGUCUCCAAACUUAAAAAAACUUUGAGUGUUUUUGAGUUGACCAUGAUUGGUUUAGGCAGCAUCAUUGGGACUGGUAUAUUUGUUUUAACAGGUCAAGCUGCGGCCACUAGAGCCGGUCCUGCUGUCAUUUUAUCUUUUUUAUUGGCUGGACUCACUGCUAGUUUUGCUGCAUUAUCUUACUCGGAAUUAGCUUCAAUGAUCCCAAUUUCAGGUUCAUCAUAUUCUUAUGCGUAUGCCACUAUGGGUGAACUUAUAGCUUGGAUUAUUGGUUGGGAUUUGACUUUGGAAUAUUUGGCGGGUGCUGCUACAGUGUCUGUUG